Lachancea mirantina is the source of this 528-nucleotide messenger RNA. The record is from the annotation of a GenBank genome assembly. Lineage: Eukaryota; Fungi; Ascomycota; Saccharomycetes; Saccharomycetales; Saccharomycetaceae.
AUGGGGAGAUAUUCGGUCAAAAGAUACAAGACAAAAAGAAGAACUAAGGAUCUGGAUCUGAUUUAUGAGGAUCUCGCAUCAAAAGAGAAAAUCCAAAGUCUGCUCAAUCAACCGGUUGAUGAGACGAAACCAGGUCUUGGACAGUACUACUGCAUACAUUGCGCAAAGUAUUUUGAAAGCGCAACUGCUUUGAAAACACAUCUCAAGGGAAAGGUGCACAGGAGGCGAGUGAAAGAGCUCAAGGGAGUUCCCUACACGCAAGAAGUGGCCAAUGCUGCAGCGGGGUUGGACUUGCAAAAAUUUCUCAAUAAAGUUGAAAAAGUCGGCAAAGAAAUUGGGCCCGAGAAGGAAGUUAACGAGCAAAUGGUGACACAGCAUCUAGACACUUCUUUGGCCAGCGCUCCAACCACAGAAGCCACCCUUCCCUAUGCUGCUGUGACUUCCGAGAGUGGGGAUUUACAAUCGUUUUUGGGAGCAGGCUCUGCCGGAGGGCAGGUCGAUAAAGACGGCGAGUUUGUCAUGAGCUGA